AUGUCUUCUAGCAUCCGACCUGCGACAUCCACAUCUGUUAAGGGCAGCAAGGCUCCUCCAAGCCCUCUAAUCUGCUCAUGUGAGGCUCAGACCCUUACCUCUGGGUUAUCCAGCACGCCCAGACCCAGGAAAAACACUACCACUACAAUUUCUGGGUCCAUCUCUCACAAAAAAACCCUACCUAUGGAUGGGGUUUUAAGCUCCAAGAACAUUCAAAUUGGAACUCCCAGGGCUAUGGGCACGCUGUUAACCUGCCGAUCCCCUGCAUUACUGCAUCACUUGACUAGCAUGCCAGGCAACUAUAGGUUCAGCAUGAAAAAUCCUGCAUCACCGAAAUUCCCAAUAAUGAGGGAGUCAGACUGCGAAGACCACAAAGACAGCCUGAGUGAAUCUACAGACUCCAGUGACAUCGACCAUUCCAGCAAUGAACUUAAAGCACAGCUUGUCUUAAAUGCAACCCAAGCACAGCGAAAUGUUUGCCUCGCAGAGAAGAUGCUGGCAGAUUGCAUUCUCAAGGAGAAUGCUGCACUCAGGAAACUGUACAAGUUUAAGGCUACAGAAGCCAAGAGGAAGCUGGAAGACACUGAUAUCGACAUUGGCUUUGUACACCACUCUGUCCGGAAAAGUGGCAUCACGUUGUAUGAGGACUCUAAGCCUCGAAAAUGCCGUUGUGAAUCUGCUAGUCAGGUUGAUGAUAAUUUAACCAGGCCAGAAGGAGAUUUGACUUGGACAUUAGCAGGAUCUGCAAGUACAACUCCAUCUGCGACAUUUGAAUCUGAGGCAGCGACAUUGGACUCGGAGAGUGUGUACUAG
Molecule: messenger RNA, 813 nt
Organism: Suillus discolor
Lineage: Eukaryota; Fungi; Basidiomycota; Agaricomycetes; Boletales; Suillaceae
Exons: 4
Coding region: 1-813 (270 amino acids)
Source: RefSeq, a predicted model, not a curated record